Pecten maximus is the source of this 2090-nucleotide messenger RNA. Its product is annotated as cardioacceleratory peptide receptor-like. Gene Ontology annotation, biological process: G protein-coupled receptor signaling pathway. Gene Ontology annotation, molecular function: vasopressin receptor activity. The record is from RefSeq and is a predicted model, not a curated record. The transcript is spliced from 7 exons. The coding region runs from base 84 to 1232 and encodes 382 amino acids. Gene Ontology annotation, cellular component: membrane. Lineage: Eukaryota; Metazoa; Mollusca; Bivalvia; Pectinida; Pectinidae.
UUUUUGGUGAGAACAUAAAUGCUGAUUAUCUAUUUAGAUUGAUAUUACUUUAAUUUCAUAAUACAUAAUUAGGAGAAAAAACAAUGAAUAUCACGGACAGUAAUGCGGAGAUUGGACAGCCGGACGUAUUCCCAACGGACAACGGACAACUUACGCCUGCCAAUAACUCCAUACCCACAUUUUACUUCCAUCAGACUGCCCAAGUAGCGUUCAUGUGUGUGCUGUUUCUGGUUACCAUGGCAACGAAUACCUUGGUGUUAUUUCUCAUAUUUAUGUCCAGGAAGAUCAAAUCCCGAAUGAACAUGUUUAUCGCCAACCUCGCAUGCGCAGAUUUACUUGUUGGAAUUUUCUUCAUUCUGACUGACAUUUUAUGGAAAAUCACAAUCGAAUGGCAUGCUGGGAACGUUGUCUGCAAAUUGAUCAAGUUCACGCAGACGUUUGUUAUCUACGGAUCUAGUUAUGCACUUGUCGCACUGACCAUAGACCGACUGGAGGCCAUAGCAAAACCAAUGAACCUGCAGACAAGGAGCAAACGUUACCGGGUACUUAUCAGCUUGGGUUGGUUUUUUUCUUUCCUGUUUUCACUGCCACUUCUCCACCUUUUCAAAGAGGAAGUUGUGGAUGGAGGUGCGGACGGUCUCAAAGUGCAGUGCUGGAUGUUUCUUCCAGAACCAUGGAUGUGGAAGCUCUACAUCACGCUUAUUGCUAUAGCUAUAUUUGUGAUCCCCGCCCUCAUAAUCAUGUCAUCAUACAUGUUUAUCAUCUGCAUCAUCUGGAAGAAAAACAAAGGUGCAUUGUCCUCGCACGAAUAUAGCUGCGAGCGCUACCUUCUGGCCACGGCUCAAGGAAACGGAAAAACAUAUGGAUCUCCAUCAGUAGUGUUACACAGCAGUCGAAGGCGAGGCAACUGGACAGAGACAAGCAUGAGUUCAAGAGGGAUCAUUCCAAGAGCGAGGAUAAAGACAAUUAAAAUUACAUUUGUUAUUGUUUUAGCGUUUGUCCUCUGCUGGAGCCCAUUCUUUGUGUAUGACCUGCUGACUGCCUAUGGAUACAUUCAAAAUGGAACACCACAAACUAUUGCUAUCAGUACCUUCAUACAGAGCCUUGCCCCGCUCAACAGUGCUGCAAACCCAAUUAUAUAUAUCAUCUUCAAUACCCAGAUGUUUGAAAAGUACUGCUGCAAACGCUAUGGAACUCAGUCGCCUUCUCGAACCUCGACCUCCCAUCUGUAGUCUAGGUCAAUAUAUUCUGAGGAGGCUGUGUUCUUGUUGAUUUGACUGAUCACAAAUAUUUUCGGUCUUUGAGAAGCCAGAAAACAAGGAACUAUACAGGAUUUUGUGUCAUAACAUUUCUUAGUUUGUUUAGUCCAGAGGUGAAGCUCCUUGCAGUUCUUACUCCUGCUUAACGUAUUUUGGGAGUGGAACGACUGGUUUUGUCGUUACCCGUAUAUUGCGUGGUGCCCUACUAGAUGUCUUCAGCAGUAUGCUUCAGUGAGAUAGCACUAUAAAGUAGGCACCAGUUCCACCUAUUGCCGAUAUAAAGAGAUUGGGUGUGGUGCCCUGCUGGAUGUAUUCGGCAGUAUGCUUCAGUGAGGUAGCACUGUCAAGUCGGCAUCAUUUCCGCUCUAUCACAAGGAGACAAACACGAACAUAUCACUGUCUCCUAAAGUACACACUACGCGUAUGCAACUCACACAAAGCCAUCCUAAAUCAUCAUGCAUUAUGAUUGCGUUAAUAGCACUUCCUAUAUACUGCUUCUUUAGAAAAUAUCGAAGUACGUUUACAGUAUAUUAAUAAUAUUUUUCGUCUCAAUUUUAUUUUGCGAUUUCUAGAUAAAUAUAAAAAGAGACAACCCUUCCAUCAUGUUCAACCACAACAUCACGCGAGUAUGUGACGGUUAUGGUUUUGUCAUUCUGGGAUUCUAGAAGAACAAAUGUAUGGGCAUAAAGAAGUAAAUGAUUAGAAAUAUCCACAUGAAUACGCCUUCGAGGUUAUGUUUUUUCCUUUUUCCAUGAUCUCUUGUUUAUGUUUAAUCUGAGAAUUGCUCAGCUAUAUAUUUAUUUAAUUCCCAAUUAUCUUUUUCUGUUUAUC